Molecule: messenger RNA, 685 nt
Organism: Bacillus rossius redtenbacheri
Lineage: Eukaryota; Metazoa; Arthropoda; Insecta; Phasmatodea; Bacillidae
Product: toxin Tbo-IT2-like
Exons: 3
Coding region: 68-352 (94 amino acids)
Cellular component (GO): extracellular region
Molecular function (GO): ion channel inhibitor activity
Source: RefSeq, a predicted model, not a curated record
AAACAGCGACGCGACGCUAUAUAGGAGCGAGUGCCGCGUAUAGUGAUAGAAGUCGUCCAGCAACGCCAUGGGUCCUGAAGCGUUCGUCGUGCUGUUGGCAGCACUGCUGCUGUGCCAAACCGCCUGCCACCCCAGCGUGCCGGGAGACUACACGGACGACUCGUGGGAGAAGGAGGCUGGGCUGGCGGACCAGGCGUGGCUGCCCUACAGCAAACGGGGUUGCGUGCGCCGCGGCGGCAACUGCGACCACCGGCCCAAGGACUGCUGCUACAACAGCGCGUGCCGCUGCAACCUGUGGGGCAGCAACUGCCGCUGCCAGCGCGCCGGCCUGUUCCAGCAGUGGGGCAAGUGAGGCGUCCGUCGUUCCGGCCUACACCCCACCGUUACCUUUUAUACCAGACUUAGUUGAUCUUGUUUUACAACGCAUCCAUUAUCUGUUAUGUACACAAUUUGGUAUCGCAUAAAAAUUUAAGGCAGAUUCUCAACUUGUUUUUUUUUCAUACCUUGUGCAUUACAAAUUAAAAACACUUGUACACAGUUUUUAAAUGUGUACUAAUGUGUGUUGGGAGAGGUAGGGCAGAAUGGUGAAUAAUAUGUAAGUUAUCAUCGCUUGGUCCAGAGUACUGUUAUGUUACGUUGUUUUGACUUAAGAAUGAGACAUUAAAUGGGACAUAUAAUUUUGAAA